UGUAGAUCUCCUGCAGGCCCAGCAGAUCACUCUAAGCAAUCUGUCACGUUGUCUGCGUGUAUGUCAAGCGCGUUCAAAAUGAGGACGCUUUGGAAGCAGCUUUACCUACCUACUUGGCACAUAAUCAUGUUUGCCUGUCCUUGACACGCAUCCUCUCCAUCUCCAACUUCGUUAACAUGGCGUGCGUGGCCAAGAUCCAAGGCUGCCUCAUUUUGGGCUGCAGUCUGACUAAAAUGGCCUUGCUGCCUCUGCGGGCGAGUGUGAUGCAUCCCUUAGCAAAGACGAUAAAGUAUUGCACGGUGACCCGACGACCCCCUCGAGACAGCCUUGGAAAUAUCCUGCCUUUACAAUACACAAAUGCGUUUGACUUCGCAGUUGCAGUGGUAGCCAACACACCUGCCCUUGGCCGCGUAGCAAGACGCGGGACCCCUAGGCUAUUCGCGCAAAAGGGCACUCAGCCUUAGCCCGCAACCGGGCACUAGCCCGUGACAGUGGAAAACGAAAAAAAAAACUAACAAAUUAUCGCCCGCGCGACCGCGUCAAUUGAGGUACAUAGGUAAGAAGUCUCACAGUAUGUUGGCUGCAAAAGUGAUUCUUGAGAGUUUCGCCAUUUGUGUUACUUUCUCGGUCGCCAGAGUGACUACGGGCGCUGGCGGUUGGCGCUGGAGCUAGGAAGCAAAGCAGUAAAUUGAAUUGAAGCUAUUCGCAGCAAGCGUGCAAGCGAAAUAUGAACCAAGAAAG
Colletotrichum phormii is the source of this 741-nucleotide messenger RNA. RefSeq lists its product as uncharacterized. NCBI's taxonomy places the organism in Eukaryota, Fungi, Ascomycota, Sordariomycetes, Glomerellales, Glomerellaceae. The transcript has 3 exons. The record is from RefSeq and is a predicted model, not a curated record. The coding region runs from base 177 to 464 and encodes 95 amino acids.